Messenger RNA from Paramecium sonneborni, 397 nucleotides. NCBI's taxonomy places the organism in Eukaryota, Ciliophora, Oligohymenophorea, Peniculida, Parameciidae. The record is from the annotation of a GenBank genome assembly.
AUAAAAUGAACUUUAUGAAUACUCACUCAUAAUUUAAUAUCUAAAGAAAAACUAUUCCUCGACCUACUAUUUCAAGAUAAUUUACAAGAGAAAAGAGUUAAACAAAUUUAAAUCCAACCACUCCUUCUGUAAGUUACUUUAUAUUAUGAUUAAGACAAAAUUUCGUAUUACGAAUAAUAUUCAACAAAUAAAUAGAGAUAAAAUUUAGAAAGUUAGCGGAAAUUAUUUUAGUCAGAAUGAUGAUACAACUGGAAGUACAAAAAUGUCAAAGGGUAUGAAUUAAUAAUUACUAAAAAAACAUGAAAUUGAAUUUAAGUAAUCUUGGUUUGAAUAAGAAGAUAGAGAAGAAGAGCUUUAAUUUGCUCUUCUUUACUAAACUCUUGAAAAGAUCUUAUGA